This is a messenger RNA of Colletotrichum orchidophilum, 603 nucleotides long. RefSeq lists its product as uncharacterized. The record is from RefSeq and is a predicted model, not a curated record. The coding region runs from base 1 to 603 and encodes 200 amino acids. Lineage: Eukaryota; Fungi; Ascomycota; Sordariomycetes; Glomerellales; Glomerellaceae. The transcript is spliced from 2 exons.
AUGCUUGACGGCUACGAGUUCGACCCUGACGACAAGAUGAGGGGUCCAUCAAUGGAUAUUGAUGAGAAAAGCACUGCCUUUUCUCAAGCCCAGAUCUCAACACCUCCGACAGCGACAAGGAGGCACACCAUCAACACCAUGAUGACUACCACCAUCAUUCCAGAACCCACACCGCCGGUUGCGGACGCUCAACGGCGAUUCUCUUGGCUGCCGAGAUCCGCCACUCCAUCCCUGCGCAGUCCCACAUUCCGGCGGCGAACGGCGAGCCCGUUUGAUGACGACGAUUACUCAUAUGCUGAGAGCAACCCGUUUGGAGAAGAUUUUAGGGAGCAGAAUGAGCAGGCUGACAGAGAUUGGGACCACGAGCAUGGUCAUGGCCAUGAUCACGAUCACGACGAGAACCCAUUUGAGGACUGCGAGUACGAGCUGCCACUGGCGGCGACGAAAAAGGAUGGGACCUGGACCAAGUUCAAGAAGGCCAUGAGUCCAAGACGUGCCAUCAGUAAGUGGAAGUAUCGAAAAGUCAAACAUGAUGGGACGCCGCUUGGGCCCGAUGAUCCAGACCACGGAGAGGACGAGCAUCGUCGGGGACAAGUCUCUUGA